Messenger RNA from Saccharomyces kudriavzevii IFO 1802, 1299 nucleotides. RefSeq names its product N,N-dimethylaniline monooxygenase (gene FMO1). Lineage: Eukaryota; Fungi; Ascomycota; Saccharomycetes; Saccharomycetales; Saccharomycetaceae. Gene Ontology annotation, molecular function: flavin adenine dinucleotide binding; NADP binding; N,N-dimethylaniline monooxygenase activity. The record is from RefSeq and is a predicted model, not a curated record. Bases 1 to 1299 code for a protein of 432 amino acids. The transcript has a single exon.
AUGACAGUGAAUGACAAGAAAAGAUUGGCUAUUAUAGGUGGGGGACCAGGGGGGUUGGCUGCUGCCAGAGUAUUCUCACAAAGUCUCAAUAAUCUUGAAAUAGAGAUCUUUGUAAAGGAUUACGACAUUGGCGGUGUUUGGCACUAUCCAGAACAAGAGAAGGAUGGAAGGGUUAUGUAUGAUCAUUUGGAAACCAAUAUAUCUAAAGAGCUAAUGCAGUUUAGCGGGUUCCCCUUCGACGCAAGCGUCCCUUUAUAUCCCUCUAGGAAAAACAUCUGGGAGUAUCUGAAGGAAUAUUAUAAAACGUUCGUAGCCAACAAAGAUUGCAUUACAAUCCACUUCAGUACCGAGGUUACCCAUUUGGAGAAAAGGGGUUCUCAGUGGAAAAUAACUUACAAAAAUGGGCUUGCGACGACCAAAUCUGAUUUUGAUUUUGCUAUUGUUGCCUCGGGCCACUAUAGUGCGCCCAAAUUUCCAUCCAGCAUCACGGGAAUCGGUCAAUGGUUCGAUGAUAAGAGCGCCAUCCAUUCCAAAAAUUUCAAAAACUGCGAAUUCGCCCGCGACAAAACGGUUAUUGUAGUGGGGAAUGGUAGUUCUGGUCAAGAUAUUGCCAACCAAUUGACAACUGUUGCGAAGAAAGUUUAUAAUAGUAUAAGGGAGGCUGCAAGCAAUCAGCCAAAGGCGAAAUUAAUCGAGACCAUUCCAACAAUAAAUGGUGCUGAUCGGAGAAAUAGUUCGGUAGCUUUAUCUGAUGGGAGAGUAAUUCAAAAUGUGGACUAUAUUGUUUUCGCUACGGGCUAUUAUUACAGCUUCCCCUUUAUAGAGCCCUCCAUUAGGUUGGACGUGUUAGGAGAAGGUGUCACUCACGAUAGAAACUCGUCCGUCAACCUGCACAAUCUAUGGGAGCAUAUGAUUUACGUGAAGGAUCCCACAUUAUCUUUCAUCCUAAUCCCUCAAUUGGUCAUUCCCUUCCCACUGUCAGAACUCCAAGCUGCCAUCAUGGUAGAAGCAUUUUGUAAGAACCUACCAAUAGCAACAGAAUUCGACUCUAGCAUCUGCGGUGCCCAUAAUUUCCCAAAGGGCAAAGAUCUCGAACACUAUGCGGAGCUACAGGAAAUUCUGAGCAGUAUUCCACAUAGAAUCGGCCAUUUUGAUCCAGUGAAAUGGGACGAGAGACUUACAGAACUAAGAAACACCAGUUACACAGACAAGGAGGAGAGAAAUAUGCUUCUUACUGAACACGCACAAACCCUAAGGGAAAAAAAAAUACCGUACUUCCUCCCAGCGCCACAUGCUUGA